Molecule: messenger RNA, 2516 nt
Organism: Owenia fusiformis
Lineage: Eukaryota; Metazoa; Annelida; Polychaeta; Sabellida; Oweniidae
Source: the annotation of a GenBank genome assembly
UGCAAACGCAAUGCAGACGCAAAUCUUGCAUCGUUCUAGACGACCGCGUUGGAUUGUUGAAUGGACUUGCAUUAUUGGGCCAACACGAUCCUCAGAGACCCAGAGGGUGCAUGAAUGCACCUAGCGUCGUUCCGUCUUACACCUUGUUCCGUCUUACCCCGCUCUCCCCUACAUGUUAUGUUAGAUCUGGUCUCAUUGAUCCAAAAGCAAAAGCUCUUUAUAAAGGAGGAGAGAAAAUCUGAGAAAUCAUGUACAAAAGUUUCCGACGACUAACGUCACUUUUAAAGCGAUGUGAGCUGUUUCCACACAUCUCCGGGUCUUUGCUCGGUGGUAGGUUGUAUAUAGCUGAGCAAAAUGUCUCAUUGCAAAAUGGACAAAGAGCAUUUUUGUGUAGCACCACUCUGAAUCAAGAAAAUGAUGUACGCAGACAGUCACAUGCCCAAACAUUUCAUCAACAUAUGAAAGAUGUUGGCAAUGAAGGAGAGAUAGAAAAUAAUGAGCAACCUGUGAAAGCUAUUGGGCUUACUCAAGAUGAACAGUGGAGACAAGCACUUCUACAUCCAGACCAACCUCCAGAUGCAAGAGUCCUGAGCGUUGCCAUCAUUGGGGCCCCUAAUGCUGGCAAAUCAACACUGACUAACAAACUUAUGGGAUGGAGAGUGUCAGCAGUGUCUGCCAAAGUUCAUACAACGAGAAACAAGACAAAGGCAGUUUUGACAGAGGGUAACACACAAUUGAUUCUCUUGGAUACACCUGGAGUUGUGAAGAAAUCUGAGGGCAAAAGAUAUAACCUUGACCGCCAGUGUGUCGUUGACCCUGCAUCAUCUAUUGGGGAAGCUGAUAUUGUAGGUGUAUUGGUAGAUGCUAGUAACAAAUGGACAAAUACCCAUUUGAAUAAGGAGAUCCUUAGAGCCCUCUAUAUGUACCCAGAUAAACGAACAGUUCUCAUUAUAAACAAGGUAGAUAUACUAAAAUCUAAACACAUGCUCUUGGAGAUAGUACGACUGCUAACAGAGGGUGUUGUAGAUGGUCAUCGAGACAGCACCACCAUUCUGACACCAUCAGAACUGAAGCACAAAUCAAAGGAGGACCCAUAUAAAUUCAUUAAAGAUUUAAAACAUGAGCUUGAAUCAUUAGAAAGUGGAAAUAAACAGAAAAAUAAUAAUGAUCUGAAGAAUAAGGAAUCUGAGGAUUCUUCAAGGACUGAUGUCAAUAUUAUGGGAUAUACAUGUAAAAAUGAAAGAAUUGAGUUGCAUGGACCAAUUGAUGAGGUAACUCAAAAUGAAAGAAUUGAGUUGCAUGGACCAAUUGAUGAGGUAACUCAAAAUGAAAGAAUUGAGUUGCAUGGACCGAUUGAUGAGGUAACUCAAAAUGAAGUUAACACAAGAAAUGACAUGGACUUUAGAGGGAACUUGCAAAAUGACAACAAAACCAACCAGUCAAUAAAGACAGCCUCACAUAAGCAAACUUUCAAACCACUACCCAAAAGUAAAAAAUAUGAUCCUACAAGACCAUUUCUGGAGCAAUCUCAAAGUGCCAAAGGCUUCAAAGAGGAGCGUAAAUUGAUUAGAAAUGCAGUAAUUUCCAAAGAGAUGAACUCUAAUUGGAUAACAGAACAUAAUAAACAAUCUGAAAUCAAUAAUUUGAUCAAGAACAAAAGAGGUUGGGGAACGUUUGAGAAAGUGUUCAUUGUGUCUUCAACUACAGGAGAGGGGGUUGAUGAGCUGAGGGAUUUUAUGUUUAAUGUGGCUACACCAGGAAACUGGCAUUACCACAGUUCAAUGGUGACAGAUCAAAACCCUGCAGAAAUAGCUAAGAUGUGUGUCUGGGAGAAAUGUAUGGACCAUCUGCCAGAGGAGAUACCCUACAGUAUAGAUGUGGAGAUAGUGAUGUGGGAGAUGGAAGAGGGGUUGCUAAGAGCCAUCAUGAAUAUCAACUGUUACAAGCAACGUCAUGUGUCAUUUGUUGUGGGUAAGGCAGGCCGGAUGAUUCAAAAACUUGCUAUGGAAGCAAAACAAGAACUAAUGAAUAGUUUCAAAUGUGAUAUGACACUAAAAUUGAUAGCAAGGCUGAAGACUCCUAAAAAAUGAUUAGUAAUUCAACAAUUAGCUGUGGAAGCCAAACAAGAACUAAUGAACAGUUUCAAAUGUGACAUGACACUAAAAUUGAUAGCAAGGCUGAAGACUCCUAAAAAAUGAUUAGUAACUCAACAAUUUGCUCUGGAAGCCAAACAAGAACUAAUGAACAGUUUCAAAUGUGACAUGACACAAAUCAUAUAUUGGGUGGAUGAAGACACCUAAUAAAGGAUGAGUGCAUCAAGAAACUGACUUGGCUCAAUGUAUUUUCUCACAAAGACCAUAUCUAAGUGCCAGUGGGUACAAGUACAAGUUCACCACCAAAGCUGAAUAUGUAAAGUAGACUAAAGUAUCCAAUCAAACACUUUGACUACCAUUUUGAUUCAUUAAUCAAGCCAAUCUGUGCUAGCAAUUCCCGGAGCCAGUCUGUUUUGGUUGCAU